Messenger RNA from Betta splendens (Siamese fighting fish), 5154 nucleotides. RefSeq names its product lissencephaly-1 homolog. The record is from RefSeq and is a predicted model, not a curated record. Gene Ontology annotation, molecular function: protein binding. Bases 463 to 1695 code for a protein of 410 amino acids. NCBI's taxonomy places the organism in Eukaryota, Metazoa, Chordata, Actinopteri, Anabantiformes, Osphronemidae. The transcript has 11 exons.
UCGUGCGCGUUCACAAGCGAAGGCGAAUGCGGUACGGAAAAACAAGCGAGCGGCGGCGGAGCGACAGAACGGGCACAGUUUACCUCCACAUCACAAGAUCGGAGUUUGGAGCGGAAAUUUCACGCCCUUUCGGGUCGUGUUAGCAUCGGAGACGACUGAGGCUAUUCACGAGCAGGAACAAUAGGAUGCAGUGUAGACUUAGCUGGUGACUGGUCUGCAGGCUCUCCUCUUUGCUUGUCCCUGGAGUCAACCAGCUUGGGGGAGCAGAUUCCUGCGUUCCCCUCCUUUAGUCUUCGUCUUGACGGAACUGAACGCCCACCAUUGGAAUACUCAGCUUGUGUUCACCUGUGUUGCUUGGAUCAGCACAGCUCAUCUCCUGACUGAGGAGAGCACAGCAGCUGCACAAGAUUCACCUUCCACUGACUGAUCCCUCCCAGUCCCACCCACGCUGCUCCCUCCACCAUGGUGCUGUCACAACGGCAACGAGAUGAACUAAAUCGAGCGAUAGCCGAUUAUCUACGUUCCAAUGGAUACGAAGAGGCAUAUUCCACUUUCAAGAAGGAGGCGGAAUUAGAUAAUAAUGAUGAUUUGGAUAAGAAGUACGCUGGCCUUUUGGAAAAGAAAUGGACCUCAGUCAUCAGAUUACAAAAGAAGGUGAUGGAGCUUGAAUCUAAACUGAAUGAAGCUAAAGAGGAGAUUACCCUGGGUGGGCCUGUCAGUCAGAAGCGUGACCCCAAAGAGUGGAUCCCGCGUCCACCAGAAAGGUACGCGCUGAGUGGUCACCGCAGUCCAGUCACCCGCGUCAUCUUCCACCCAGUCUUCAGUGUCAUGGUCUCAGCUUCUGAAGAUGCAACAAUAAAGGUGUGGGACUAUGAGACAGGAGAUUUUGAACGCACACUGAAAGGCCACACAGAUUCAGUGCAGGACAUCUCAUUUGACCAGACUGGCAAACUGCUUGCGUCCUGCUCUGCAGACAUGACUAUCAAGCUGUGGGAUUUCCAGGGUUUUGAGUGCAUCAGGACCAUGCAUGGACAUGACCACAAUGUUUCAUCUGUAGCCAUCAUGCCAAACGGAGAUCACAUUGUGUCUGCCUCAAGGGACAAAACCAUAAAAAUGUGGGAGGUGGCAACUGGCUACUGUGUAAAGACCUUCACAGGCCACAGGGAAUGGGUUCGUAUGGUGCGACCAAACCAAGAUGGCACACUGAUUGCCAGCUGCUCCAAUGACCAGACAGUUCGUGUAUGGGUUGUGGCCUCCAAAGAGUGCAAGGCUGAGCUGAGGGAACAUGAACAUGUAGUGGAGUGCAUCUCCUGGGCACCAGAGAGCGCACACCCCACAAUCCUUGAUGCCACAGGCUCAGAGACCAAGAAAAGCGGUAAGCCAGGUCCUUUCCUGCUGUCUGGCUCCAGAGACAAAACCAUCAAGAUGUGGGAUGUUAGCAUUGGCAUGUGCCUUAUGACACUGGUCGGCCAUGACAACUGGGUGCGUGGGAUCCUCUUCCACCCUGGAGGCAAGUUUAUUGUGUCCUGUGCAGAUGACAAGACCUUAAGGAUCUGGGACUACAAGAACAAGCGCUGCAUGAAAACCCUUGGUGCCCAUGAACACUUUGUUACCUCUCUGGAUUUCCACAAGGCUGCUCCCUAUGUGGUCACUGGGAGCGUAGAUCAAACAUUAAAAGUGUGGGAGUGCCGCUGAUCUGGACCUAGGAGAACAGAACCAACACCUAAUUAUCCAGGCGCUCUUCUGGAUCCCACCUUCCCUUCUGCCACCUAACCUCCUUUUUCAUCUCACCUCUCCCCUCCACCCCUCUAAUCUAACCUAAGCCCCCCAUCUUCAUCUCCUAUGGCUGCACUUACAACUGUUGCGCUCUCUGGUCCAAUAACUUUUGUCAUUCUGUGUAAAUUAUUCCUGGAUGUAGAUCGAGCUAUUAAAUGUUACACAAAAAAGUAUUCUUGCAUGGUAAUCCAAAAUUGUAUACUGUAAAUUUACAUAACGUUGUCUAGAAGUACCAUAGGUUUAACACAGGGCUGGCCGUCACGCAGCCUUAUCGACCAACUGAAGGCAAAUGUUUUUGACUGGGUGUAAAAUGUAGGGCACUAAAAACCGAUAAUUUAAGAAAUGACAGUGUCUUUAUGUGUAAGAUUUAUUUUUGUCUAUUUUUUUAUUUAGGAUUUUUUUUCUGUUAUUUCUCUCCUUCACUGUCGUAGUCUGUUGGUGCCUAGCUUGGUGAAAUUUUCAAGAGAUAAGGCAGGAAAAGCAUAUGAGAUGGGAUACGAUUGUCUGUGGGGCUUUGUUAUUGAAAUAAUCUGUAGCUUUAUAACAUCACUUCAAGUGUGCAUACCGUUUCUCUUCAUGUGGAUCUAGGUAAUAUUUUAAUGGCUGUAUAUACGAAUGUUUCAAACUGUUGUCCUUGGACCCCAGGGGCUUUAAAACAGCUUUGUACUCUUGUCAUGGUGGCACAUGAACCACUGCUAGGCUUUAGAUAAAUUAUCCCAUUUAUUAAAUCUGCAGCAAAGUAUGAAAUGGUGAAAUUUUACUUUUCAGAAGGAACAUGAUGAAUCAAACAAGUUUGUUUGGCUUUUACAGUGUGUGUGAACGCCCUGGGUUGCAGCAGUACCUGAGCAGAGUUUAGGGAUUACAUGCUUAAUCUCUAGCUCUUGAUAAAGACCUUGGGUCAGUCUCACUUUACAAGUCAAUUUCCUGUGACCUUGCAUGUCAGACAUAUGUCAAACUGAUCCCUCUGUCUACUUGUAGUCCCCUGACCACAAGUCAGAAGUUGCUCAGUUGUCCCAUGGUGCCUCUGAAGGCUACAAACACAAGCCUUGUGUAAAAUAAGUGUGUCAAACAGAAAACAAAGGCAUGACAAGGAGUCAAAGUGGGCCCUUCUGGGUUUCCUGUCUGGGAUGUGCAAAGAUCGCUACUUUCUGAGGGGUGAAAUAUAUGUUCUGCGUAAUAAAAGAACUUUUCUGUGAAAAUAAUGUAAAUUUAGCUUGUUAGUAGAAGAUUUGGCAGUUUUGUAUUAGCACGCUAAAGUCAGAACUGGAUGGGAAUAUAGUACUAAUGAGGAAAUGCUAGCAGCAGACAUGUAAAGUGAUUAAAGAUGCUGUUUGGUCUGUAGAGGGUGUAUUGCAAAGGGUUGGUCAUCAUUAUGAACUGUCCUGUGAAAGAGGCAGUGCGUCUCCUGGAUAAGCUGUGGAAGGGAGAGCUAAUGCCUGCGUAAGAACCAUGUCUACGAACCUCACAGACCACCUCACGCAUGCAAACAUCUUCUGAGUGGCUUUUCCCAAAUGUUCAGCUUUUGAUCCUUGUGGGGCUGUAACUGCUAAACAGGAAGAUUUUUGUAAAGACUGGAAAAUAACUGUAAACCAGCCCACACUGCAGAAACAGCCAUUCCACUCUCCUUGGAGGACAAAUAAAAGAAACACCUUGCCUCUAACUGAAGCAGGCAAGGUGAUUCGUUAAUCUUGCACAUCCCUGUUUUCACGGAGUCUUUGGUCAUUUUAAUGAUGAUUAAAGAAAACGUUGAACUUUAAUGAUGUUACUAAAUGCAUAACCUUACGUUCUGAUUAGCCUUUUCAUUCCAAUGCAGUUCUUGGCUAAUAAAGAAUUACACUGCUUAACUCAUCUUAUCCUAGCUUCUUUGCCGAGUUUCUCUUCCUGUGUGUACUGGAUGUGGUGAUCUGCUGCUCAAGCUCCUGCUAGUGGCAUCUGUGAGCCUAUCUGUGACCUGUUGAUGUAGCACUGCUGCAUGUAAGCCUGCACCAGAUGCAGAGCUGUCAGAACAAUAAGUCACUGGGCUCUUUUUGCAAGGGACUCAUUAAUUGGUAUCAAAUAGGAAUGAGAGAAACUCUUUGCACAUCUGAAGCUGUUUGACAUUGUGGGAAAUAAGGAUUAUUUGCUUUCUUGCUCAGAGUUGAAUUUUAAUGUUUAUACCACUCCCCUAUUAUUAUUAUUAUUAUUAUUACUGUAUUUGAUGAUACACAUUUUAAAGAUGCAAAGCGCUUGAACUGAAAUAGUGGAAUCCAAGUAAAACAACUCAGAUGGUGAAUAAUGUGUUGGCCUAUGUCACACUAGCUGUUAUUACUGGUGUUUUCCCUGUUGUCUAGCAACAGCUCUCCUUGACUGCUGCAUCCAGCUACACAUAAUUAUACAAUAAAAAAUAGGUAUAACAAUAAUAUCAUCUAGUUGAUGGCAAGAAAGUGAAAAAUAUUUCCCAAAUGUCUAACUAGAAGAAAAAUGAACUGUUCCUGUCACAUGACUGUCUCCUUGGUUCAGACAGCUCUGUUCCCUGGUUGUAGAAUGGCUGAUGUUGUGUGUGUGUGAUGCUAUUCGGGGCAGGUUCACAUCCUGCUUUUUCUGUAAUUCAAUGGGAUUGUGGCAGACUAAGAUCUCCCAAAGGAGAAGCUCUCUUUUCAGGGAAUAUUAUAUUGGUGUCUCUUUUUGGCGUGUUCCCCCCUACAAAGGUCUUUUUUUCUGUUUUCUCUGUCCUAAGACUUGGGUUGAGGAAUCGGCUAAUUUUGUAAUACAAUUUGGCAUGGCUAAUGAAGAUGCCAAUUUGUUAAAUGUCUUAGCUAAAGCCAAAAAUGGAGGAUAACGUCAGUACAAUCUGGUUUAUCUUGAAACAAAAAUGGCCUCCUUGAUGGUCUAACACUGUGUGACCAUCGUUUUGAGAAGGAUGCUGUCUCCUCAGGUUCACGCUAUGACAUGCCAGACCAUAAAAUGUAAAUGAAAAACUUGCCUUCCUUGGUUGUACUCAAGGAAGGCGGUUAAACCAAGGUCAGGACGAUGUGUGUUCUGUUUUCUUUUGUAAUAAAAUGCUACAACACAGCUGGUGAUGUUGUAUUCAAGAAAAAAAAAUCCCUUUUGCCAUUAACAGGUCCAAAGCAAUCCCUGUGCUGCUCUGGUCUGGUGUGUGAAGGGACUGACAGACAGACUUUGACCGUCUGUGGGUUGUUUCCUCCAGCCUUAGAUCCACAUGUCCUCUGUAACCUGCCUGUGAACCACAUCUGAGGGCUUCAGACUGCACAACAAGCUCCCACAGGAGAGCUCAUGAUGUUUUCGCCACUAUGGUCUUCACUCUUCACUCAGCAACUGUUAACAAUAUACCUGGAUGUCAUUAUUGUUUGCAAUAUAAUAAAAGAAGUAAAGUCAGCA